AUGGCGGACGUCCGAUCGCUCCUCCGGAAUGAACUAGCCUCGCGCAAGGGCGCGUCGCCGAAUACCACAGGAAACCGAGUCAGCAAAAAGCGCAAGGUCGAUAAUGGAGAAGGCGUGAUGCGCAAAAAGCUGCGGUCCACAGAUCUCGAGACUGUUCAGGCGGCUGCGAGUGCACAAGGCGCUGAGCCUAGAGCUGAAGGGACAGCUGAGGAGGACGUUUUGGAGCCCGUCGAAGAAACAAAUGUCGAAGAACCGCUCGCUGAGAAACAACAGACCGCUUCAUCAUCCGCGCAACAAACAGCGCCACCGCCACCGCAAGAAUCUUCUGGUACUGUCGACGAAGACGAAUGGGCAGCCUUUGAACGCGAAGUCGUCGCGCCAACACGAACUUCACAUGCCCCUGCUGCUGUCGUAGCUGAAGCCACUAUUUCCGCAGCGCCUGUAAGCAACGAGGAGCUUGCGGAACAACAGAAAACAGAGAAGGCGUCCGCUGGUCGAACGCGCGAAGCCGAGUUAGAAGGAGAGCGGGAGGACGCCGCACGCUUUAUGGAGGAAGAGUUCGAUGAGAUGGACCAACUUGAGGAGCGCGUUCGAAGGCUGAAGCAUAUGAGAGAAGAGCUGCGACAAAAACGUUCCAAGGACCAGACUCGUGAUGUCCCUAUGGUUUCGGAGGAUCAACGGGCGGCUGAGAGUGACAGUGACGAGGACGACGACGAGGAGUGGGAUGAUUGGCGAUUCAAAUAA
This is a messenger RNA of Penicillium maclennaniae, 744 nucleotides long. RefSeq lists its product as uncharacterized. The coding region runs from base 1 to 744 and encodes 247 amino acids. The record is from RefSeq and is a predicted model, not a curated record. The transcript has a single exon. Lineage: Eukaryota; Fungi; Ascomycota; Eurotiomycetes; Eurotiales; Aspergillaceae.